AUGGGUUCCGAUAUCCCAUCGACAACGUCAAGAAUUACGCAGUAUGCCCAGAAGUUUCCAACUAGUGGCUUUGACAUUAUCCAGCCUGACGAAAAAGUGGAGGAGGAAGAGUUACCUGACUACGAAGCACGCCGUUUUUAUCCCGUUCGACUGGGUGAAAUAUUCCAGAACCGCUACCAAGUAGUGGCAAAACUUGGCUUUGGCUCCUCAUCAACCACAUGGCUGUCCCGCGAUUUGACAAACGGCCACUAUGUCGCAUUGAAAGUCUAUGUGCAUACUUCAUCGUUUCACCGCGAAGUCCCGUUCUAUAAUCACGUGAAGCAACAGCUACAAACAAGCUCACAUCAGGGACGAUACAAUAUUCGCAAGUUGUUAGAUUCCUUCACUGUUUCCAGUCAAGAUGGGACACAUACAGUCCUUUUCUUCGAGGCCGCGCAGAUGAGUCUACGUGACAUGAAGGUAGUGUUCCAACAGGGUGGGUUCGAUGAGGAUCUUGUUAAAGGUGCUAUUACCGAGCUUUUACAGGCGGUAGACUUUCUUCAUACACAAGGACAGAGUGUUCACACUGAUAUACAUCCUGGGAAUUUGCCCCUCGGAGCCUAUGCUAACCAGUCGCUGAGUGCACUGGAACACAAAGAACUCGUGUCACCAGUACCUCGCAAGCCGGUCUCUCCCACGCGGACUAUUUAUUUAUCACGCCUGAUGCGUCCUCAAGUAGGUCCCAUGUUGUUGUCUGACUUUGGUGAGACACGGAUUGGUCCAGGGCCGCACGGCGGUGAUAUCAUGCCCCUGGAGUAUCGGGCACCUGAGACAUUACUUCAUAUAGGUUGGAGUUACCCUGUCGAUAUCUGGAGUGUAGGUCUAACUGCCUGGGAUCUUAUCGAGCCGAGAAAGCUUUUCACAGUACGAGAUGAAGAUGGAGAUCUGUAUGAUGCUGCGCAUAUAGCCCAAAUCAUCGCUGCACUAGACAGUCGGCUCAGUGAUAAGUCUGGCUUCCUACGAUUCAUGCGGAAAACUCUUACUUGGCUGCCUGAAGAAAGAGCGACAGCCAAGGAGCUUUUGCAGGAUCCUUGGUUGAGAGGCUGA
This is a messenger RNA of Aspergillus welwitschiae, 1086 nucleotides long. RefSeq names its product putative protein kinase. Gene Ontology annotation, molecular function: protein kinase activity; ATP binding. The transcript has 5 exons. Lineage: Eukaryota; Fungi; Ascomycota; Eurotiomycetes; Eurotiales; Aspergillaceae. Gene Ontology annotation, biological process: regulation of mRNA processing; spliceosomal complex assembly; protein phosphorylation. Bases 1 to 1086 code for a protein of 361 amino acids. The record is from RefSeq and is a predicted model, not a curated record.